AUGGACUCCAUCAUUGCUCAGAUCCGAGCUCUUGCCCAAACCACCGAUGAAGCUGGUCGGUUGGACAUGAUUCAGUCCCUCACACGAUUGAAAAUUGAGCUUCAAUCUCCAAAAGAUGUCAUAAUGGAACUGGCAGUACCGGGAUCGACGAGUGCGAUGCUCCGAAUUUGUGCAGAUCUGGGACUCCUUCGCUCUCUCGCGAGAAGUGAUGCACCCUUGACUGUCACGCAAAUUGCGGAGCUGACUGGAGCGUCUCCUCUAUUACUAGAGAGAAUUCUUCGGUACCUAGCCGCAACAGACAUGAUUCAAGAGACGGGGGUCAAUGAAUAUUCUGCAAACAAGGUCACUCAUGUCUUGGCUGAUCCUAAGGGCGAGGCCAUGGUAUACCACGGAUACGACACGAUGGGACCUGUGUUGCAAGCAAUGCCUGCAUUCUUCGCUGAAAACAACUAUCAAGAUGUCACCGACAAUACCAAUACUCCGUUCCAGAAAGCCCACAACACGAAACUCACCUCGUUCGAGUGGCUUAUCCAGCAGCCAAAGCAGUUCGAGCACCUGCAAAAGAUCAUGACUGCACUUCAAGGAUCAGAAUGGACCGAGGGGUUCAAACUUCUUGAUGAUGAAGCCCGCAAGGUUCCAUCCAAGGUUUCACCCACUGACCCACAGCCUUCGGAGAAACCCUUCUUCGUCGACGUUGGUGGCGGCCAUGGCCACCAAUGCAUUGAGCUUGGAAAGAAGUAUCCCAACCUCCUAGGCUACCUUGUUCUCCAGGACUUGCCAGCGGCAGUGCAGAAUCUCCCUCCAAUUGACGGCGUGAAGGCCGAGGCUUAUGACUUUUUCCAACCGCAGCCCAUCAUUGGCGCCAAGUUCUACUACCUCCGCAGAAUCAUGCAUGAUUGGCCCGAUGACAAAGCUGCAAGCAUCCUGCGCAAUAUUCGCGCUGCCAUGGGCCCCGACUCGCGGGUGUUGAUCGAUGAAGCCGUGUUGCCGGAUACUGGCGCUGACUGGCAAUCGGCCAUGGCCGAUCUUGCAAUGAUGACCUUUGCGGGUAAAGAGCGGACCAAGCAUCAGUGGGAGUCACUUGCAGAAAGUGCGGGCUUGCGUGUGGAACAGAUUCAUACUUAUGUUGCUUCAACUCAUACCGCUCUUCUCGUUUUGGCCGCCAAGUGA
Penicillium roqueforti is the source of this 1170-nucleotide messenger RNA. RefSeq lists its product as uncharacterized. The transcript is spliced from 5 exons. The record is from RefSeq and is a predicted model, not a curated record. Lineage: Eukaryota; Fungi; Ascomycota; Eurotiomycetes; Eurotiales; Aspergillaceae. Gene Ontology annotation, molecular function: O-methyltransferase activity. Bases 1 to 1170 code for a protein of 389 amino acids.